Molecule: messenger RNA, 957 nt
Organism: Varroa destructor (honeybee mite)
Lineage: Eukaryota; Metazoa; Arthropoda; Arachnida; Mesostigmata; Varroidae
Product: collagen alpha-1(I) chain-like
Source: RefSeq, a predicted model, not a curated record
AUGGAUGGGAUUCUACGGAACGGCGACGUCACAGGCCGAUCGAUGCAAAAUCGAACACCUCUCAAGAACGGAGCGCCCAGCGUUGCACCGCCUGGAGUCGCGGCACAGUCAUCGCUCUAUCCAGAAAAAGCACCUUCUAGAGAACGUGAUCGGGACAGUUCUCGGAAUAUCAAGGAAGAGCUGCCUGGCAUGGUAGCAGCCGCAGACCUUAAGUCUAGCGCAAGCAAAGGUGCGCCCGAGGAUUUCGCCGCAAGCCUACAUAAAGCAGCUACAGGACACGCCUCAGGAGUUGGUCCUUACGGUUUGCCAGCACCACCACCAGGGUUGGCUGGAUUACCGACGCCAGGUUUGAUGUGGCCUCAUGGUCAUGCGCAUCCUUCUGCUUUGCCACCAGCCGAGUAUCAGCGCAUGAUAGCCUCGGACGCAAUGCUAAGCGAACGAUAUCGAGCUAUGUUUGCCAUGGUCCCUCCUGGAGGCACUACGGGCUUAUCUCCGGCGGACCGCAUGCGCCUAGGUCCUGCUAGCAAUGAAGAGCUCGAGAAACAGCUUUCAUACGAACGUAAUUUUAGCGAGCACAUUGAACGAAACAAAUUGCUGGGGGCGCAAGCAGCGGCAGGCUUACCUGGAGCUCCUCCAGGCUUUCUUGGUGGCCCAAGUCCCGCCGGACAUGCCCCACCACCAGGACACCCCUAUCUGUCUAGCUUAGGCCCUCUGGGCCAUGGCGGGCCACCAUCGGCUGGCUUAACAAGCUUACGCGGCAAAGGCGGUUCAGUAGGACCUUCAAUUCCUGGCGGGCCGAUGUCGGCGAUGGGAUUGGCUAUGGCCGGUGGUGUACCCACCCAUCCAGGGGUGCCUCCCCCUCCACUAAUACCUGCUGGUGGCCCAGGUGCGUCCCAUCCAAUGCACAAAACACUCUCCUCGAUGAUUCCAUCGGCCAGCGAUAAGCCUCUACGAUAA